AUGAGAAUGCGUCAGCCGGAUACACUUCUUACAAUGAAGGGCUACUGGUCUCCUGCUUGCCCAGCUCUCAUCAAAAGGCUCCUUGCAUACAAGAUUUGUCGUAAUCCAGACUGGCUGCGUAUCACUGUCGGCUAUACCGUGGAUACCUUCUUUGCCCGCCGAGAAUCUUCAGCUUUGGCCCAGGUUGAUACGCCCUGUUGUGGCCAAAUUCCUGCCACCCUGCCACCCUGCCGUAAAAUUUGCUGGGAACUGAAGGAAGCGACGGAGAUCAUAACACCAGUACUGGAAGAAAGGCAACAGAGACCGAGAAGCAGCCAGGAAGCCAAACCAGCCACCAAAACAAGAAAAGACUCCAAUGUCAUCAUGUCACUGCCAGUUUGA
Molecule: messenger RNA, 381 nt
Organism: Aspergillus fumigatus Af293
Lineage: Eukaryota; Fungi; Ascomycota; Eurotiomycetes; Eurotiales; Aspergillaceae
Product: putative cytochrome P450 monooxygenase
Exons: 3
Coding region: 1-381 (126 amino acids)
Source: RefSeq, a predicted model, not a curated record